This is a messenger RNA of Poecilia reticulata (guppy), 2273 nucleotides long. RefSeq names its product THO complex 5 (gene thoc5). Lineage: Eukaryota; Metazoa; Chordata; Actinopteri; Cyprinodontiformes; Poeciliidae. Gene Ontology annotation, biological process: mRNA export from nucleus. Gene Ontology annotation, cellular component: THO complex part of transcription export complex. The record is from RefSeq and is a predicted model, not a curated record. Gene Ontology annotation, molecular function: mRNA binding.
AGUCCUGGUAACCACAUCAUAACAGUAGGUGGCAGUCUUAUUUCUGCUUAUCCUGUUUGGGUUGUUGAUUAUUGGCUGAUCCGGCUUCCGUCGAUAUUCGGCGCUUUGUGAUAGCCAUGUCGACCGAUGCCUUAAAGAAGAGAAAGUCGAAGGUUCUCCGCGGUGAAGGAGGGACCCCAGAGACGAAGCGAGGCCGGGGGGAGGUGGACCAGGACGUUCGUGUCUAUAAUGAGGAGGGGGAGCUGGACGGCAGGGACCCCGAGCAGGACUACCUGCAGUACAAAGAGUCCUGUGACAGCUUGGCUGCAGUCAUGAGUGAGAUCCAGGAGCUGAAAGCCAACGGCACCAAAGAGGGGAGUGCCGAGGUGGAGCUGAGACGCAUGCAGGGCUGCAUCCACUUCAUGAACCUGAAAAAACUCAACCGUUUGGCUCACAUGCGUCUAAAAAGAGGGCGAGACCAAACCCACGAGGCAAAGCAGAAGGUCGACGUGCUUCAUCUUCAGCUACAGAACCUCCUCUACGAGGUCAUGCAUCUUCAGAAGGAGAUCAGCAAGUGUCUCGAAUUCAAAUCCAAGCAUGAAGAAAUUGACCUGGUGAGCGAAGAGGAGUUCUUCCAGGACGCUCCGCCGGAGAUUUCCAGGCCCAGUCUGACCAAAAAUGACCCCCACCAGCUGACACUGGCAAGACUGGACUGGGAGCUGGAACAGAGGAAGAGGUUGGCGGAGAAAUACGAGGAGUCACAGUCCACAAAGGAGAAAAUUCAGAAGACCAUAGAGGUGAAGAAGGAGCAUCUGAGAAGCCUUCAGCCUGGACUGAAUGCCAUCAUGCAGGCGUCUCUGCCGGUGCAGGACUACCUGUCCAUGCCGUUCGAAAAGACCCAGAAGCAGGCAGAGAUUGCCCGUCACCUUCCUCCUCCACUCUACGUGCUGUUUGUUCAAGCAAAUGCUUACGGCCAAGCCUGUGACAAGAACCUGAGUGUGUCGAUCUGCGGUGACGUGGACGAGGCCAGGGCCCUUUCUAAGCCUCCUGAUGAUUCUCAAGAUGAUGAGAGUGAUUCAGAUGCAGAAGAGGAGCAGGAGAAAACGAAGAGAAGGAGGCCGACAACAGGCGGACAGCUGGACGACAAAAGACGAGAGAUGCUAAAAAGACACCCUCUGUCUCUCAGCUUGGACCUUCAGUGUAAAGAUGGCAGCACGCUGCAUCUCUACUUCUUCUACCUGAUGAAUCUGAAUAUUUUGACUGUGAAGACAAGAGUCUCUACCACCACAGACCUCAACGCGGCCAUCAGCGCUGGAGAGCUUCUUAAAUCAGAAACUCUCCUGAGCUGUCUCUACACGAGGGACCAAGGAAGAGAAACUCCCAAUCCAGCCAAUCGCUACCAGUUUGACAAAGUCGGGAUUGUUUCCUUUGCUGACUAUGUGGAGGAGCUGGGAUAUCCCUACAUGUGGGUCCAGAAUCUGGGAGGACUUCAUUUCCCCACUGAAUCAUCAGAGGGCGUUCUGGUGGGCAGUUCUCUGAGCGCCAGCCACAUGGAGACCACCAUGAAGCUGCUGAGGGGCCGAGUCCUGUCCCGCUUGGCUCUGCACAAACAGUUUGCUUCUUUAGAGCACAACAUCAUUCCAAUCUCCGCCGAGUGUCAGCACCUGUUUCCUGCCAAGAUCAUCUCCCAUCUGGCUCGGUGGACCACCAUCAGUCAGCAGGAGUACUUGGAACUGCCCUAUACUCAUCAUGUAACUGAAGCUGGACUGGCCAGAGAGACAGACCUGUACUUUAUGGGAGUCGUCGAAAGAGGAACAGCGCGUCUUCACGCCGCUGUGGUCCUGAGUCCCCGCUACCCAGAGAUCUCUCCUCUGUUCUCCCUGUCCCUCAACUGGAAGGGAGAGUGCAGCGGGCGCAGUGACGACAACCUGAGAGCCGUGGAGAGUGAAGUGAAUGUGUUCAAAAACGAGCUUCAGGGCCCAAAGCCUGGCCAUCAGCUUCUGACCAAUCAGAUCGCACGCCUGUGCGUCUGCUUAGACGUGUAUUUGGAGACAGAAGUGCAAGAUGACAGUGUGGAGGGACCUCGGGAAUUCCCACGAGAAAAAAUGUGUCUGCGUACUGUCAGGGGUCCAAACCGCCUGAAGCCAUUCAAGUACAACCACCCUCAGGGCUUCUUCAGUCACCGUUAGACCUGCGUCCUUAUUUGUCCUUCUGAAAUCGUGUUUGUACCUCCUAGCAACCCAAAGUCCCGUUUUAAAGAUUUUUCAAAUAAAACUUUUCCUUGUCAUCUUUAA